Molecule: messenger RNA, 728 nt
Organism: Rhinichthys klamathensis goyatoka
Lineage: Eukaryota; Metazoa; Chordata; Actinopteri; Cypriniformes; Leuciscidae
Gene: nog5
Product: noggin 5
Exons: 1
Coding region: 49-681 (210 amino acids)
Biological process (GO): osteoblast differentiation; dorsal/ventral pattern formation; negative regulation of cell differentiation
Source: RefSeq, a predicted model, not a curated record
UGUUAAACUUCAUUUCAGUAAAUUUGACAAAACUUUUUCUUGACUGGAAUGAAAAUGAAGGCGUCUCCCGCGCUCGUGCUCUGCGUGUCCGUCACCGUUUACUUCGCGCAAUCUCAGCUUCAGCUGCGCGUGCGCCCGUCCCCUAGCGAACACCUGCCGGUACCGGACCUGCACGAGGACCCUGACCCGGCGCUGGAACCGGGAGAGAGGGAUUUAACCCCUCGGCUGCUGCGGAGGAAACUCGGCAGCAGUUUUGACCCCGUCUUCUCUUCGACCGGUCCACCAACGCGAGGUAACGGGUCCGAAAUUACGCGAGAGGACGAGAUCAGUCUCGCCGGACCGAUACCCCGUGAAUUUCAGCAGCUGGAUUUCACUGGUCUUAAAGCAGCCGCGAAAACGGAGCGCAGGGUUCGCCGGUGGUUGUGGUCGUACACGCAGUGCCCGGUGCUGUCCAUGUGGAAAGAUCUGGGCGUGCGUUUCUGGCCGAGAUACGUCAAAGAAGGACAGUGCUCAACCAAGCGCUCGUGCUCUUUACCGGAGGGGAUGUUUUGUAAACCGGUGCAGUCCGUGAGCGUCACGCUCCUCCGGUGGCACUGCCAGCAGGGCUCUCGCGCGCUCAAGCGAUGCGCGUGGAUCCGCGCGCACUACCCGGUGAUUUCACAGUGCGGCUGCGCGUGCUGAAGCUGAAGACCACAGUUUGACCAGUUUAAUGAUCCUAAAAUGGUUUA